This is a messenger RNA of Symbiodinium sp. CCMP2456, 301 nucleotides long. NCBI's taxonomy places the organism in Eukaryota, Dinophyceae, Suessiales, Symbiodiniaceae. The record is from the annotation of a GenBank genome assembly.
AUGCGCGCAGAGAUCGAUUCGCGCGUGCGUGCCGAGGCAUGCCAGCCAUGGAAGGAUUUCCUGGCGGGGCUGGCACGCGGCGUCACGCGCUCGGCCCUUGCAGCGGAGCUGGCGGAGGCAGCGCUGGCCGGCAAUGCUCCUGGCGUGCUCGAGGCCCUGGACAAGGGUGCUCUGCUGGAUGUGCCGAACGAGUAUGGCGAGACCGCCACGUUCCUGGCUGCACUGGCAGGCUCAUCCGAGGUGAUCCAGGUGCUCUUGUCUCGGAGGGCCGACCACACCAUUCGCGACAAUGCAGGCUUAA